Molecule: messenger RNA, 1598 nt
Organism: Eurytemora carolleeae
Lineage: Eukaryota; Metazoa; Arthropoda; Copepoda; Calanoida; Temoridae
Product: syntaxin-12
Exons: 7
Coding region: 16-735 (239 amino acids)
Biological process (GO): vesicle-mediated transport; vesicle fusion; intracellular protein transport
Cellular component (GO): SNARE complex; synaptic vesicle; membrane
Molecular function (GO): SNAP receptor activity; SNARE binding
Source: RefSeq, a predicted model, not a curated record
UUCCAUUGCAGAAAAAUGAGUGAGUUUGAACGGUUAAGUGGCGUGGUUGCCACCAAUAUACAGAAACUGGUUCAGAAUGUGUCAAGUAUGCAGCGUAUGAUUGUGCAUAUAGAUACACAGGGAGAUUCAUUGCGUCAACAGCUGCGUCAGCUACAGCACUACACCGGUCAGUUGGCGAAGGAUACUGCACAGCAGCUCAUGAAUCUAGGAGAGGUUCAGGGUUUGGAUCCUCGUGAGAAGAUGCAGAAGGAAAGGCUUCAGGAUGAUUUUACUCGAGCUUUAAACAGUUUUCAGAGACUUCAAACUGAAUCCGCUCAAAGGGAGAAGGCAGAUCUAGCUGUUGCAAGGCAAAGUGGAGGGGAUUAUCAUCUACCAGGACCCGGAGAAACCAAUACAACACAGUUCAGAACUCAAGCUAUGAUGCAGGAAGAGGUUGACCUGAACGCGCUACAAGAUAGAGAGCGUGCGAUUAGACAACUAGAAUCAGACAUCGUCGAUGUAAACACAAUUUUUAAGGAUCUGGCAACUAUGGUACAUGAGCAAGGAGAUAUUGUUGAUAGUAUAGAAUCUAAUAUAGAGUCCGCCACUGUACAGGUUCAUCAGGGAACUGAUCAGCUUAGUCAGGCUCACACAUACGCAAACUCGGCUAGAAAAAAGAAAAUUAUACUUGCAACUCUUGGCCUUGUAAUACUUGCGAUUCUGAUAAUCAUCAUUGCAGUAGAGGUUAAAAACUAAACUAGUGCUUCGGUCACCAAGAUUAUAUUAUCAAAGUCAGGAUUAGUUUAAGUUGAAAAUUUUGAAAAUUGGCAGAUUUAUAUAUUGUUAACUCGCAUUUUUCCGAUGAUUUCUUUGUGUGAUGAAAUAUGUGAUUUGUAAUGAAAAAAAAAUUUACAUCGAAUCCCGCCUCGUAGCUCAAUUUUUAAAUAAAGAAAUUUGUCUUGGUCGAAUUUAGGGUUUUUCACAUUCAAUUUUCUAAAUUGUAUAAUUUGUUAAUAUUUUAGAAACUAUUAAUCUAGUAUUGGAAGAAUUUACUAAAAAAAAGCGCACUUGAAAAAUCUCGUCAAAAAUUACUAUUUUUAAAUAUUUUAGUUUAAAUGAUAAAGAUCUGAUUAUAUAAAAAUAUAUAUAUUUCUCCCGCCUCUCUCUCUCCUAAAAGGCAUGUUGCCGUAUAUAUAUGAAUUUUAAAAAUACUUCUGAUUUAAUAAUAUCGACUCAUUUAUCAAUAAUCUACACUUUGUUAGCAGAUAACUAUGUAUUCUUGUGCUUUUAUAAAAUAUUUGCAUGUAUGUAAACUCCGGUUAUUGUACUAGGACCAACCUGAUGUAAUUGUACUGAUAAGUACACUUUAAAUGUUCUAUGUAUAUUCUGUUGUACGGAGAACAAUUCGGUACAUUCCACUAGGUUAUCUUAGAUUCUCCCCUUUAUAGCUAUACUCCUUCAAACCAUUCUAUCCGUCUUACUCCAGGUACCAAUUCUACCUGAGAGGUUUUCCCGAACCUUGACCCUGUUCUAUUUCAAACUUGGAGUCGAGGUUAAUAAUCCAGUUUAGAGGUUUAUUCACUAUUUUUAUACAUUUGAUUAAAGAACGAUAUUUUAGA